Messenger RNA from Guillardia theta CCMP2712, 861 nucleotides. RefSeq lists its product as hypothetical. The transcript has 11 exons. The record is from RefSeq and is a predicted model, not a curated record. The coding region runs from base 1 to 861 and encodes 286 amino acids. NCBI's taxonomy places the organism in Eukaryota, Cryptophyceae, Pyrenomonadales, Geminigeraceae. Gene Ontology annotation, cellular component: late endosome; nucleus-vacuole junction; phosphatidylinositol 3-kinase complex, class III, type I. Gene Ontology annotation, biological process: protein phosphorylation; autophagy of peroxisome; macroautophagy. Gene Ontology annotation, molecular function: protein binding; protein serine/threonine kinase activity.
AUGGAGGAGGAGAAAGAAGAGGAGGAGAAGGAGGACGAGGGGGAGAGGGAGAGCGGGGACGAGGAGGACGAGGAUCCUGAGGUGUUUCAGGUGUGCAUGAGUCUCGGCAACGACAGCAACUGGUUUGUGGUUGGAACGUCUAGAGGCUACCUCCUCGUGUACGACAUGCGAUUCCAGCUGGACGUGCAGUGGUGGAGACAUCCGUGUCAGGGAGAGAUCCACACGGUCGCGCAGUACCAGAAGCUGAAUGCAGCCUGGAGCUCUGGUGGUCCCCACAUCGUCUCAGCUGGAGGGAGGAACCAGGGUUCGGAACCCAGCGAUGACUUCGGUCUGCGGGAACUUGACGAUCUCUCGCUACCAGAAGAGGGCGUGCGAGCUGUGCUGUCCUCCCCUGAUGGAUCCUACUUGCUGUCUGGAGGCAGGAUAUAUGGAAAGUGGGGAGGGCAGGGGAGGAGGUAUAGUAUGAGUGGGGUUGGAGGUUUGCGAGGAGGAGACAAGGAGGAGGGAGAGGAGAAGAGGGUGAAGGAGCUGACUGGUGCAGGGGGAGACAUCGGUAUACAGCAGCGAGACCAUACGUGGAGCAGGAGGGGAGGUGAGUUUGACAUCCUGCUGGACAAGGUGCGGCAUAUCGUAGAACGUCGGAUCCCAAGCACUUCAGCUGGGAAUGUCGGGCUGAAAGUCCGAGCUCCCUUUGCCGGCUCAGACGCUCGAGACGGUCUCAGCUGGGGAGCACGAGGAGCUCUCGCGCCUCCAGCAGAGGAGCACGACGACACGGUUUCUCAGCUCGCCUUCCUCAGGUCCCGGCAUGGCAGUCGCAUCCUCUCUUCAGGUUGGGACGGGAGUGUCAAGGUCUGGGCAUGA